Messenger RNA from Elgaria multicarinata webbii, 1616 nucleotides. RefSeq names its product septin-5-like. The transcript is spliced from 13 exons. Gene Ontology annotation, molecular function: GTP binding; GTPase activity; molecular adaptor activity. The record is from RefSeq and is a predicted model, not a curated record. Gene Ontology annotation, cellular component: microtubule cytoskeleton; synaptic vesicle; septin complex. Bases 1 to 1596 code for a protein of 531 amino acids. Lineage: Eukaryota; Metazoa; Chordata; Lepidosauria; Squamata; Anguidae. Gene Ontology annotation, biological process: cytoskeleton-dependent cytokinesis; intracellular protein localization; regulation of exocytosis.
AUGGUGGGCGAGGAAGCAAGCGUGCCCUCGGCAGCAGAGGCGGAAGGCUCCUUGGCAGCCCCAGAAGAGGCCCAGCCCCGUGCGGGAGAGUUGCCCUUUGCUGGCGCCCAGGGAGAGGCUGAGGAGCGGAGCCUCCCCUGGCAGAAUGAAGAGGCCGCCGGGAUCCCCAGGAAGCACUCAAUCAAGCAUCUCCUGAAGGAAGACUCGGACGAGGCUGAGCUGGUGCAGUUCCUCAACGACUACCCCGCCGAGGAGACCUUCCGCCGCGUGGAUCCGGACAGGACCCGGAAGGAGGAAGGCCCCAGCCGCGAGGAGCCCGAGAUGUUUGCCAGCGCGGCGCUCCGGACCACGCCUCACGAGGCCGGCGAGGAGAAGGACCUGAAGGCCUUCCACCGCCCCCGGCCUCUCGACCUGAAGGGGCAGCAGCAGCAGCAGCACAUGGCAGCCCCGGCCCCCUCCAGUCCAUCCCGGCCCAGGAGCCCGUGGGGCCGGCUGGACCCCUACGAUUCGGACGAGGAUGAUAAAGAGUAUGUUGGGUUUGCGACGCUCCCGAAUCAGGUCCACCGGAAGUCGGUGAAGAAAGGAUUUGACUUCACCCUCAUGGUUGCAGGAGAGUCUGGCCUGGGGAAAUCUACCUUGGUGAACAGCCUCUUCCUUACGGAUCUGUACAAGGACCGCAGAUUCUUAAAUGCAGAAGAACGGAUCCUCCAGACGGUGGAGAUCACCAAGCACGUGGUGGACAUUGAGGAGAAAGGGGUGAAGCUGCGCUUGACCAUUGUGGACACGCCUGGCUUUGGGGAUGCGGUCAACAACACCGAAUGCUGGAAAACUGUAGCUGACUACAUCGACCAGCAGUUCGAGCAGUACUUCCGGGACGAGAGCGGCCUCAACCGGAAGAACAUCCAAGACAACCGGGUCCAUUGCUGCCUCUACUUCAUCUCGCCCUUCGGACACGGGCUGCGGCCUCUGGACGUGGAGUUCAUGAAAGCGCUCCACCAGCGUGUGAACAUCGUCCCUGUCUUGGCCAAAGCAGACACCCUGAUGCCCUCAGAGGUGGAUCGGAUGAAGAACAAGAUCCGUGACGAAAUCGACCAGUUUGGCAUCCGCAUCUACCAGUUCCCCGACUGCGAUUCCGAUGAGGAUGAGGACUUCAAGCAGCAGGAUCAAGCCCUCAAGGAGAGCAUCCCUUUCGCUGUCAUCGGCAGCAACACUGUCGUGGAGGCCAAAGGACGACGGAUCCGUGGCAGGCUGUACCCGUGGGGCGUCGUGGAAGUGGAGAACCCCGUGCACUGUGACUUCGUCAAACUGCGCACCAUGCUGGUGAGGACCCACAUGCAAGACCUGAAGGACGUGACGCGGGAGACGCACUACGAAAACUACCGGGCGCACUGCAUCCAGAGCAUGACCCGCAUGGUGGUGAAGGAGCGGAAUCGCAACAAACUCACCAGAGAAAGCGGGACGGAUUUCCCCCUCCCGGCCGUUCCCCCCGUGCCGGAUGCGGAGACGGAGAAACUGAUUCGGGAGAAAGACGAGGAGUUGCGGCGGAUGCAGCAAAUGUUAGAGAAAAUUCAGCAGCAGAUGGAGGACACUCACUAGCCAACCCCCCCUCCCCGCCC